This is a messenger RNA of Penicillium soppii, 930 nucleotides long. Its product is annotated as bestrophin family protein. The record is from RefSeq and is a predicted model, not a curated record. Gene Ontology annotation, molecular function: chloride channel activity. The transcript has 2 exons. The coding region runs from base 1 to 930 and encodes 309 amino acids. NCBI's taxonomy places the organism in Eukaryota, Fungi, Ascomycota, Eurotiomycetes, Eurotiales, Aspergillaceae.
AUGCUCGUCUUCCGGAACCAAACAUCCUACAAUCGGUUUUGGGACGGUCGAAAUGGAAUGAACUCACUCAACACCUGCGUGCGAAACCUUGUUCGCACAAUUGCAACGAAUAGUUACAAUGCUAAGAGAGGACCCCCUACAGCCGCAGAGCGCGAGGAUAUCGAGCGCACUAUUCGAAUCCUCAUGGCUAUCCCAUAUGCCGUGAAAAAUCAUUUGCGUGCAGAAUGGGGAGCCGCUUGGGUGUUUGGCAGCUCUGUUGACGAGGACUUGAAUCUGUAUGGUAACACGCUUUAUAACCCUGAAUACGCCAACUUGCUUCCAGCGGGCUUGGUGGGCCAUGAGGAUGAGGGCCUCGGUCUUCCCUUUCAAUUGACCUUCUUCGUCGAUGGUUUUAUCAAGCGAGGCGAAGAGCGAGGGUGGUUCCCUGCUCCUGGUGCUAGCCAGAUGCAGGCUCAGUUGAACACCUUGACUGAUGCCUAUGGGAAAAUGGAGACGAUCAAACUGACUCCAAUGCCUGUCGCUCACUUAAUCCAUCAAAAGCAAGUCCUCGCUCUCUUUGGUUGCGUUUUGCCUUUUGCGAUGGUGGAUGAGAUGGGAUGGUGGGCAGUUCCUAUUGUGAGCUUGGUGAUUUUCACUCUUUAUGGUAUUGAGGGCAUAGGAUCCCAAUUGGAAGAUCCAUUUGGGUAUGAUCGAAACGACAUCAAGAUGGAUGCUAUCGCCGGGGAUUCCAAAACCGAGAUUGAUGUUGUUCUGUCUGAAUGGCGCACACACUCGAAAGCCAUGGAUGCACUGCGACACCAGCCAGCUGGCUCUUUCCAUGGAGAUCUAUGCUUGACACCCAAUCGCAAUGAGGGUGGUAAUAACAAAGGGGACGAGAAGUACGCACCUCCAGACUUAUUCUUGAGGUUAAGACCAAGCACGGGCAGGUAA